GCUUGUAGACGGAAGUGUCUCCCGACUGGCCCAGCUGUCAUCUAGAAGAGAAGAGACCAUUUACACCGGCCGCAUAGGAAAUGCUGAAAAAGGAAAAACGCUAAAAUAUGGCAACAUCAAAACGAUAAGGUCAUGUCGCCGAACUGAAGGUAGCUAUGCCCGACGUGUCACCAAACACGCUUAUCGACGCAAGGAGCUGCAGUAUUUGGGUUAAAAGCUGAUGACAGGGAUCGGCAGGCUGUGUGACAUUGAACAUACAGGACACGAAACAGACGAGGUCGUUUAAAGAGCCACACACCGUGGACAACUUGUCACGUCCUGAGAAUUUGAUCCGUCGUGCUGUCGUGAGUUGACGCGGCCGUGAACGUUAACGACAUUUCAGGGGACGUUGUAGCCGCUGGGUGCGUUUGUUUUUCACUCCGGCACGGAGAAAAAAUGCUACACGGUCGCUGCUGCGGUUAUCAAGCUAUUAUCCUAGCCUAGCGGCUCGGUGCAGGGAACUACCCCAGACCCAGAGCAGACGUCAUCAACAUACUCUGUAUUUAAAUGGUCGCGUACGAGGAGGUCAUCGCUGGAAAAAAACGACGAUUACUCGGAUAAAAAAGACGGUGAAAGCCAAAAGUCAACUGAAGAUCACUGGGUGUCCUAAAUGGGGGACUACGGGUUUGGAGUUCUGGUGAAGAACAGCAGUGGUAACAAAUCUGCCUUCCCCUUGCGGAUCCCUCCUCACCUCCAACCCCAGCACCCACACCACCCUUCCAACCCCCCCAGCCCCCCUUCCUUCGUAAACAACACCUGCUCCACCAAUGGGGGCAGCGCUUGGCUGUUCCCCGCCGUAGCCCCGCACAGUAACAUGCAAGAUGAGAUUCUGGAGUCAGACAAGUCCAAGGCCUUGGACCUCCAGGACAUGCAGGAGAAGUCUCAGGUCCAGACCCAGCCCCAGGCCUUGUCUCCGGGCCAGCAGGAUGCCGGGGUAGGCCUAGGAGAGCUUGAGGGUGCGCUCCCUGAGGACGGUUCGCUGGAGAAGGGUUCUUUGGAGAGCAGCAGUGGCAAAGAGAAGCUGAGGAUGGAGUCCCCAGUGCUAAGUGGGUUUGACUACCAGGACAGCCUGGGAAUGGGUACAAGCAUUGCACAGUCCACCUCUUCAUCUUCACUGACCAGCUUUAACAACUGGUCCCCUGCUGUCCCAUCCACCCAGUCUCCAGUGGUCGGAGAAGAUGUAGGAGGGUUCUUUGGCCCGGCUGGCUCCAACGCCAACGGACCUCCCCUGCUGUUCCAGAACUUCUCCCACCACGCAGGACCUGGCUUUGGUGCGGGGGGGAGUUUCUCCCCGCAGAUUGGGCCAGUCUCUCAGCACCACGCGCCCACACCUCAUCCCCAACACUACCACCCCCAUGGUCAGGGGGUCCCACAGCAGCACCGACGCUCCCCAGCUAGCCCUCAUCCACCUCAGCCUUCUUUCCCUCCGCACCCCCACCGCACCGGACCAUUCACCCAGCUUCCCCACCUCACUACUGCCCAGAAUAAACCCCCCUCUCCUUGGGGAAGCUACCAGAGUCCCUCCACUCCCACGUCCACCUCCUGGAGCCCUGGUGGGUAUGGUGGCUGGGGAGGCACACAGGGGGUGCGAGAGUAUCGGCGGGGGGUAGGUGGAGGUAUGUCGGGCCUUAACUCCAUCUCCCCGCUGAAGAAGUCCUUCCCUAACAACCAGGUUCCCUCUCAGAAGUUCCCCAGAAAUAGUUCUGGCUUCAAUCACAAGGGCUGGGUGGAGGACACUAUGAGCCGCAGUGACAGCAUCUACCCUUUCCAGCAGGAGAGAACACGGUCUUUUGAUGGUUUCAGUAUGCACUCUCUAGAGAACUCGCUGAUUGACAUUAUGAGGGCUGAGCAGGAUUCCUUGAAAGGGCGUUACAGCUUCUCUCACCAGGGUGGAGAUGGGCCUCUACCUAUGAAUGCGAGAAGUUAUGGCAGAAGACGAGGUCAUUCCUCUCUGUUCCCCAUGGAGGAUGAACGCUCUUUUGGAGAGGACGAGUCAGGUGACCAGGGGCUUCCUGGCCUUGGCUCAGCCCACUGUUUCCCCCACCUCAAUGGUGAACGCGUGGAACGAUAUUCUCGCAAGGUGUUUGUUGGAGGUCUGCCCCCAGACAUAGAUGAAGAUGAAAUCACUGCCAGUUUCCGUCGGUUUGGUCAUUUGUUUGUAGACUGGCCCCACAAGGCAGAGAGCAAGUCCUAUUUUCCACCAAAAGGAUACGCAUUUUUGCUGUUCCAAGAUGAGAGCUCUGUUCAGGCUCUGAUUGACGCCUGCAUUCAAGAGGAUAGUAAACUCUACCUGUGUGUCUCUAGCCCCACCAUCAAAGACAAGCCUGUCCAGAUCCGACCCUGGAACCUAAAUGACAGUGAUUUCGUUAUGGAUGGCUCUCAGCCAUUGGAUCCGAGGAAGACCAUCUUUGUAGGAGGUGUCCCUCGCCCCCUUCGUGCAGUGGAGCUUGCCAUGAUUAUGGACCGUCUGUAUGGGGGAGUGUGUUACGCUGGGAUCGAUACAGACCCUGAACUCAAGUAUCCAAAAGGGGCGGGAAGAGUGGCCUUCUCCAAUCAGCAAAGCUACAUUGCAGCCAUUAGUGCCCGAUUUGUUCAACUGCAGCACGGGGAGAUUGAUAAACGGGUGGAAGUGAAGCCAUAUGUCCUGGACGACCAGCUGUGUGACGAGUGCCAGGGCACCCGCUGUGGGGGGAAGUUUGCUCCUUUCUUUUGCGCCAACGUGACCUGUCUGCAGUACUACUGUGAGUACUGCUGGGCAGCCAUCCACUCCCGGGCCGGCCGCGAGUUCCACAAGCCGCUGGUGAAGGAGGGAGGGGACCGACCACGACACAUCUCUUUCCGUUGGAACUGA
This is a messenger RNA of Paralichthys olivaceus (Japanese flounder), 2890 nucleotides long. Its product is annotated as cytoplasmic polyadenylation element-binding protein 4-like. Gene Ontology annotation, molecular function: mRNA 3'-UTR binding; mRNA regulatory element binding translation repressor activity; ribosome binding. NCBI's taxonomy places the organism in Eukaryota, Metazoa, Chordata, Actinopteri, Pleuronectiformes, Paralichthyidae. Gene Ontology annotation, cellular component: neuron projection; nucleus; cytoplasm. Gene Ontology annotation, biological process: negative regulation of cytoplasmic translation. The record is from RefSeq and is a predicted model, not a curated record.